AUGGAGGUUGUAAGAGUGGGGAGGAUAAAGCUGGGUUCACAGGGACUGGAGGUGUCGACACAGGGCCUGGGCUGCAUGGGCAUGUCUGGCGUCUAUGGCCCUCCCAAGCCCGAACUAGACAUGAUCACUCUUAUCCACCACGCCGUCCACUCCGGCGUCACCUUCCUUGACACUUCCGACAGCUACGGCCCCUUUGCCAACGAAAUCCUUCUCGGAAAGGCUUUGAAGGGAGGGGUGAAAGAGAGGGUGCAAUUGUCAACCAAGUUCGGAUUUAGCUUUGCGAGUGGGAAGAGGGAGAUCCGUGGCGAUCCAGCGUAUGUGAGAGCUGCCUGUGAGACCAGCUUGGUGCGCCUCCACUUGGAUUGCAUCGAUCUCUACUACCAGCACCGCGUCGACACCCGCCUUCCCAUCGAAGUCACGAUUGGGGAACUGAAGAAACUAGUCGAAGAAGGCAAAAUAAAGUACAUAGGCCUGUCCGAGGCCUCUGCUUCGACCAUCAGAAGAGCGCAUGCGGUUCAUCCAAUAACAGCUGUGCAGCUCGAGUGGUCUUUGUGGUCUAGAGAUGUGGAGGAGGAAAUUAUUCCU
This is a messenger RNA of Alnus glutinosa, 585 nucleotides long. RefSeq names its product IN2-2 protein-like. Lineage: Eukaryota; Viridiplantae; Streptophyta; Magnoliopsida; Fagales; Betulaceae. The annotation marks the transcript as partial. The transcript has 3 exons. The record is from RefSeq and is a predicted model, not a curated record. Gene Ontology annotation, cellular component: cytoplasm.